GCUGAACUCUCUUUGUUCAACUCACUGUAAAAAGGCUGCUGGAAGUGAAAUGUUAAGGCGGUUUCUUUAGAGUGUUAAGCCCCCGUCUUCCAGAUUGCCGGCUCUCUGAGUAAAGCGCACUUUAUAAAGAUUCAAUUCCUGUCUCGACUUUAUUGUCAUUUGGUGGUGACAGGUAGCUUGAACUCUGGUCUUCCAGCUACAAAAGCACUAAACUUUAUCACAGGUGUAAAGUCUGAUCUUUACUGUCAACCAUUUGUUUUUGAUGUCUGCAUGACCUUCAUGUAGGUCGCCAAGGAAACAUUCUCGAUCACGCCCACUCCUCCCUUCUCCUGCUCCCUUGGAGACAUCACCCCAUAGUUGAAGAUUAAUUGAGACAUUUAUCUUGUUUAGAGUUUAUAGUAACAUAAAUCAAUUUGAAUUUUGCACCAGAUACAAGGGAGCCUCAAGGAGCUGUACAUAAUGGAAGACUUUUAUAGGCUGAAGAGAGCAGGAAAAUGGAAGUUCUGGAAGAUGAAGAAAACCAGUGCCUGCUUCACAGCGCUCCUGCAAACAGAAUGCCCAAGUCUUUGCAUUCUCUGCUGAAAGUGACAAAGAAAGAUGCUGCCUCCAGAGAUGACAAGGAAGCAGGAGGAUCGGGUGAAAGAUUUUGCCAAAGCAAGCAUCUAACCUCUGCCAUCUGUGUUGUACUUCUAACUGCAGUGAUUGUACUUUCUGUUCUUUUGGCAGCAAGAAAGGAAAUGGAGCACUGUGGGUGUGCACCCUGCCCAGAAGGAUGGAUUGGAUUUGGAAGCAAGUGUUUUUAUUUUUCGGAUGACAUAGAAAAUUGGACAUUCAGCCAGCAAUUCUGUAUGUCACAAAAAGCCAAUCUUGUGCAGAUUGAAACCCUGAAGGAAAUGAAUUUCCUGAAAAGAUACAAAGGCCCUAUUGACCACUGGAUAGGCCUUAGUAGAGAGUCGCCAAAUCACAGCUGGAAGUGGGCAGGCAACGCUGGAUACAAUAUCACGUUUGUCAUCAGAGGAGAUGGAGAGUGUGCCUACCUGAAUGACAACGGAGUCAGCAGUGGGAGGAUCUACACAGAUAGGAAAUGGAUUUGUAGUAAGCCAAAUAAUCAAACUGACAAGCGUCACAUUAGUUGAAACUCUUUGUGAGCCUCUAGUGGGCUCUGAGACCUGGGACGCUGGUCGCGAAGGACCGACCAGACGGGGGACUGCUGUCAGCUACAAGCAGUGAUCCCCUAUUUUUCUCAGCAUGGUUAUAUGGGAAUUGUGAACAAGAUUGCAAAACAAUCUUGGCUCACACGUCAUGUACGUGAGCUCAUAAGCACCACCUAGGUGAGCCCUUGGGCUUAUCGGACAUGCCUGUCUUUGUGGGCCUCUGCUGCUAAGUUACGACCGAGGAGACUUCCAAGGAAGAAGCAAAUUCAGGGCGUCCCUCCCAGGCGGUUUUCCGCCCUGGCACAAGCGAGUUUUCUCAGUGUUCCUUCAGCUGUAGAUCAUCACCUCUCGAUCAUCCGGAAUUUCCCAACUAUUUAUAAGAAACUGCAGGGCCUCCCUGGUGGCACAGCGGUUGAGCGCUGGGCUGCGAAGCUGCCUGCAGCCGGCCAGCCUGCGAGGGUCCCACAUGGCGCGCAGACCUCUCCUGCCGCCCGCUGCUCCCCUCAGCAGUGUAUUUCAUCAGUCUGCCUGUUCUGUUCCCUGCUCUGACUCUGGUGAAUUCUCUCACCCUCCCGUACUUCUGACUGUACCAGUGCUUGUAUAAAUAAAUAAAUCUUAAAAAAAAAAAAAAAGAAAGAAACUGCAUAGUACUUUGUUAUAUCACAGUUGCUGAGAAACUGUUUUGUUACUUGCAUUGUACUUCAUUAUUUGGCCUAUCAAAACUAUUGCCAAUAAGCAUUAAUAAAUCUCACUGACAGGCAUUGUAAUUUGCUGUAUAUAGUUGCUGAGCCAUAGCUUAUUUUACCAAAAAUAUUAACACUAUUCAUCAUACUAUGAGUUAGCAACCAAUAUGCAAACUACCAUAAGGUGGUAUAAUACAGGGAUUUGAUAGCACCUGAAUAUAACUUAAGUAGGUAUUUUAGUAUGAAUUGAUACUGAUAUUUUGAAACCAGAAUAUAAUUAAUAUCUAUGAAUUCUAUCUUUUAUGGCCAGAUGUAACCCCCCCUAUAUAAACAGUCUGACAUGGUGACCCAUAAAAAUGACCAUGCUAACUGAAGCCAUGCAAAAUCAUUUUAAUAUUUAAUGAGAAAAAUUAUAGUUGACCUGUGACCUUUGAAUACAUUCCAAAUUCUCUUACUGUCACAAAUAUGUAGUGAAAUUUAAGAGUGCUAUUUAUAUUUUACUGUGUUUUAAAACACCAGAAACAGUUUAAUUCUGUGUUUAUGUUUUAAAUUACAAUGUGCUAAAUAACUAUGAUACCUACAAAUAACAUUAUUUUAUCCUUUAUUAGAUUUAAAAUUCUUUUAUCCAAGUUUAAUGGAUAUUUACUUGAGCACUUUUUUUUUUAAAGAUUUAUUUAUACAAGCACUGGGUACAGUCAGAAGCGCGGGAGGGUGACAGAAUUCACCAGAGUCAGAGUGGGGAACAGAACAGGAAGAAUGAUGAAACACAAUGCUGAGAGGAGCAGCGGGCAUGGCAGGAGAGAUCUGCCUGCCAUGUAGGACCCUCGCAGACCAGCGCUCAAACCCUGUGCCACCGAGGAGGCCCUACUUGAGUACUUUUAACAUUCAAAAUUCAGUCAGCACUGUGUGCACAUGCUAUUGAGAAACAAAAGGUCUUAAAUUUCUAUAGCUUCAGCUACACUGUACUGAUGAGUCCCAAAAAGGACGAAACAGCACUUUACAAUGCGGUUUUUCUUGUCUGCAUUUUCAUUUCUCAUACUUUUUUGGCAUAUUACUCCAUCUUCCUGUAAUUAUUUGAAAUUUUAUUAUAUAUGUUUUUAAGGAUUUAUUGCAUUUAUUUUAUACACAUUUUGUUAAUUGUAUAUAUUUUAUUGUAUAUAACCAACAUAUGAUAUGUUUUUAAAAUUUCAGAAAUAAAUCUUGGUGAGUAGUAAGUAAACUUUUUAAUACUCGUAAUGCCCUUUGCUUUAUAAUCCAUUUUAUCUUGGACUUUGUAAGCGACAGGGACUAUGCCAAGUUCACUUCUGCUUCCUGGGAGACCAGCACAGUGUCUCAAAGACUAUCUUCAAAACAUGCCUGAGGAUGUGCCUCCAUCACUGUGAGAUUCUGCUCUGUUUGCUUAGUUUCUGCUCAUUUUCUCACAAAAGAAGCUGCAUUUCACAGAAAUACAAAUAAAAACAAGAUUCUCUGUGUGACUUAACUCACAAAUAAAAUUUAAGUCAACUGUGACACUUAUGACCUAGUAUUCUUUAAUGAAGUUUCCAAAUCAUCUAUCAAAAACAUGGAUUCCAUUUCUUACCAGCUAUGACCUUGAUAAUGUAAACUAAAAUCAACAGUUAAAAGGGUUCCCCUCUUCCUGGUCUCAACUAAGGGGUGCAGGUGGGAGCUGUACUGGUCUUGUGAAGAAGCUGCUGCAUCAGGGGCAACAAGAAUUUGUCUCUGGGCAAAUCAGUUAAUUUCAAAGAAAGAUAGUUUUCAAGGUGUAUAGCAUUGUUAAAAAGUCCCAGUUUCCAGAAAAGUAGGUUCUAAAUGGAUGGGGUAAAUUUUAACAAACCUCCUUUUUUAUUUUCUGUCUU
Messenger RNA from Talpa occidentalis (Iberian mole), 3693 nucleotides. Its product is annotated as C-type lectin domain family 2 member D-like. Gene Ontology annotation, cellular component: external side of plasma membrane. The record is from RefSeq and is a predicted model, not a curated record. The coding region runs from base 495 to 1136 and encodes 213 amino acids. Lineage: Eukaryota; Metazoa; Chordata; Mammalia; Eulipotyphla; Talpidae. The transcript is spliced from 6 exons.